Molecule: messenger RNA, 576 nt
Organism: Hibiscus syriacus
Lineage: Eukaryota; Viridiplantae; Streptophyta; Magnoliopsida; Malvales; Malvaceae
Product: GPI-anchored protein LLG3-like
Exons: 3
Coding region: 74-478 (134 amino acids)
Source: RefSeq, a predicted model, not a curated record
UAAAGGAGAGACUUGCCUUUGUGAGGAGAUCAUAAAACAUUAUAGGUCUCCAAUAAACCAAGAGAAAGGAAUUAUGGGUUCAAUUUUAAUUAAUCUAAACUUUUCCUUUCUUGUUUUCUUUUUCCUUGUAUUAGGGUUUGCCUCUUCCUCCACCCAUAUUUCACAUCGUGUCCUUCAAGCUCAGAAAACUGAUAUGCGUGGUGUCCCCGAGUUUUCAAUUCCAUGCAAACAUGAUUUCAAAAAUAUGAACUACACAAUCAUAACAAGCAAGUGCAAAGGACCGGAGUCCUCUAAAAAAGACUGCUGCGAUGCAUUGUUGGCGUUUGCUUGCCCAAUCGCCGAUAUAAUCAACGACGACAAGACGGAUUGUGCUGCACUCAUGUUCUGUACCAUAAGACAGCAUGGGGAUUACCCACCAAGUAUGUUCAUCAACAUGUGCAAAAAUGGGACACAUGCUCUUAAUUGUCCUGAAAUGUGAAUACAUUCGGGUGGAACCGACUCUAAACCUCCAUCGGUGUGUCCUACAGAGAAAGAAUUUACAAUCAAAGGCAAGCACAGAUAAUAUGCCAUGUAAUA